GAAACUGCAGCGGAAUGAUGAAAGGAAGUAUGGAGAGAUUUAAGGAUUUAUUUUAGCUUCUCUACAAAACAAGAAACAAGAACAUCUUGAGAUCCGCCUCAGAAAUGGAGACAAUAAUCAGUACCUCCGACUUUCACAUGGAGUUUUAUUUCUGAAACAAAAAUGACUGAUUAUUUACAGAUUGUAUUUGUUCAGUGAUUUACAUCAGAUUAAUAUCGGAUUACACACACACACACACACACACACACACACACACACACUUGACCACUUUAACUGAAGCUGAGCUGAACACUCACGAUGGCGCAGAGGUAUGAGGACUUAGCUCAUUACAGCAGCAUGAUGGACAGCGUGGGUGUGUACGGAGAGCCACACACACAUCACCACCUAAACCACGCUCCACCUCCACCUCCCACCAAUCAGCAGUAUGUGACAUCACACGGCAUCAUGGCGGGCAUCAUGGGCACCAACGAUGGACUGAAGAGAGACAAGGAUCUGAUUUAUGGUCAUCCUCUGUUCCCGUUACUGGCUCUGGUGUUUGAGAAGUGUGAGUUAGCGACGUGUACGCCGCGGGAGCCGGGCGGGGCUGGAGGAGACGUGUGUUCAUCAGACUCCUUUAACGAAGACAUCACUGUUUUUGCCAAACAGAUACGAGCAGAGAAUCCAAUUUUCUCAUCCAAUCCAGAAUUGGACAAUUUGAUGAUUCAAGCAAUUCAAGUAUUACGAUUCCAUUUGCUCGAACUGGAGAAGGUUCAUGAGCUGUGUGAUAAUUUUUGUCACCGCUAUAUUAGCUGUCUGAAAGGAAAAAUGCCAAUUGACCUGGUUAUUGAUGAUCGGGAUGGAUGCAAGUCUGAUUUUGAUGAUCUAACAUCCACACAUCUAUCAGAUCACAACACAGCGUCAUGGAGAGAUCUGGAUGACAAUCGCUCAACUCCAUCCAUCGGUACACCGGGACCGUCCAGCGGAGGCCAUGUUUCUCACAGUGGAGACAACAGCAGUGAACUAGGGGAUGGUCUGGAAAGCAGUCUGGCUUCUCCAGGGACAGGUGAUGAGGAUGAUCCUGAUAAGAAGCGACAGAAGAAACGAGGGAUUUUUCCCAAAGUUGCAACUAACAUCAUGAGGGCAUGGCUAUUCCAGCACCUCACACAUCCUUAUCCAUCAGAAGAGCAGAAGAAGCAGCUCGCUCAGGACACAGGACUUACCAUCUUACAAGUGAAUAACUGGUUCAUUAAUGCACGCAGGCGGAUCGUACAGCCCAUGAUCGACCAGUCCAACCGAGCAGUGAGUCAGGGAACUCCGUUCAGUCCUGACGCUCAGACGUUGGGGGGCUUCAUGUUGGACGGACAGCAGCACAUGAGCCUUCGACCACCUGGUGCGAUGGGAGGAAUGGGCAUGAACAUGGCGAUGGACGGACAGUGGCACUACAUGUAACAGCUGGCUGGGGAUCUAACAAACACAUGCACACGCACGCACACAUGCACGCGCACGCACACACACACGCACGCGCACACACAUGCACACACAUGCACAUACACACAUGCACACACACGCGCACGCGCACACACAUACACAAACACACGCACACACGUAUGUAUACAAACACAUGCACAUAUACACAUGUAUACACACACACGAAUACACACACAUGCACACGCACACACACACACACACACAUAAACAUUUACGCUCUCACAGACACAUACGUAUACACACAUACACAAACACACACACGAAUAUACAACCACAUACACACACACACCUCUUCCAUCGACUGUGAAGGAAAAGUGUAAAGCUGCAAGAAAUGAAGGAAAACGACUACAGUUUUGAAGUCUGUGUUUGUCAUGAAUUUUGUUUUCAUUCUUUAUUUAUUUGAUUUGAAGAGAAGAUUUAGAGACUCAUCAAAUAUGUCAGAAACUCUGUCUCACACACACACACACAUUGUUCCUUAUCUCAGAGAUCAUUUUGAUGAAAUUUCACAUACUUUUGAACUCUAUUCUCUGA
Messenger RNA from Tachysurus vachellii, 1998 nucleotides. RefSeq names its product Meis homeobox 2b (gene meis2b). Bases 298 to 1428 code for a protein of 376 amino acids. The record is from RefSeq and is a predicted model, not a curated record. Gene Ontology annotation, molecular function: DNA-binding transcription activator activity, RNA polymerase II-specific; RNA polymerase II cis-regulatory region sequence-specific DNA binding. The transcript is spliced from 13 exons. Gene Ontology annotation, biological process: animal organ morphogenesis; positive regulation of cell population proliferation; positive regulation of transcription by RNA polymerase II. Lineage: Eukaryota; Metazoa; Chordata; Actinopteri; Siluriformes; Bagridae.